UUUAUUUCUUUUUUUCGAAGCUGGGGACUGAACCCAGGGCCUUGUGCUUGCUAGGCAAGUGUUCUACCACUGAGCUAAAUCCCCAACCGCUGAAACCUUGUUUUUACAUAACUUUUCACUCUAUUUGUUGUCAGUGUCACCUCACCAAAAUAUAAGCUUUAUAAAGACACCACAUUUAGACCUGUUUAAUGGAGGGGUUGGGAAGGGGAGUUGUCAGCUUAGACAGGAUUGGUGCGCACACAUCCAUCAUCCCAGCACUAGGGAGGUGGAGCCUGGAGAACCAGGUGCUGGAGGCCAGCUUCGGCUGGAUAGUGAGUGUAUACAACACAGUCUCCUAAAAAAACAGGGAGAAGCGCUGUAGAGGAGGCUCCUGCUCUUGCAAAGAUCCAUCAUUGCUCAAUUAGGCGGCUCACAGCCAAUGGCUACUCUGGCUCCAGCGCGAUCCGACGCUCUCUUCUGGCCUCCAUGGGCUUUGCAUGCACACGCACAGACAACACUCUUUUAAAAAGGAAAAAGUUUUCAGUUUGUGGACUAUGAAGGAGCAGGCGCAAGGUGAUGGUCCGCUGCUCCUUUUAGACGGUGAGCGCCUCCGUUCUAGUGGAAUCACCGUAACUCCGCAAAACACCCGCUGCCCUGACAGGAGCCACCAAGCCGGCCUCGCACACCUCCUUAGAGUCAACCCUUUAGAGCUGCGCGCCUCUCGCCAGGCCCCACCCUCCACAGCGAUUGGCUAGCAUUCUACUCAGGGGCCUGCCCCUUCACCCCUGAUGGGCACUAUGAAAGCCAAUGGGGAGAUCGCCCGCCUUGCCCGAGGCCGUUGGAGGCGGGCAUGGGCGGGCCGUUGGGGGGGCGGGGCGUGCAGCCUGGUAACCGUUGCCGGGCGCAACGCCCCGCCCCGCGAGGGCUGCGCGAGGCUGAGGCGGGCGGGCGCCUGCUGCGGGCGGGCGCUGCGGGCGGGCGGGAGGGCGGCGGGAGCCGGAGGAGGAGCGGCCGGCGCCGCCACCGCCGCCGCCAUAGAGACUGUAGCCGUGGAGACUGUUACUUACCAACGCGGAGCGACACGCAGCGGCCAACGCCGCGGGAGCCGCUACCCGAACUCCCUGCCGAACUCCAGAGGGUGCUGGUACAAGCCGCAGGCUCCACUCCCAAGGGUACCCCGAUGCAGACACUCACCCUCCCCAGAGUCCAGCCAGUGCCACCACAGGUGCAGCACGUGUACCCCGCACAGGUGCAGUACGUGGAGGGUGGGGAUGCUGUCUACGCCAACGGAGCCAUCCGAGCCGCCUAUACCUACAACCCAGACCCUCAGCUCUACGCCCCCAGCAGCGCAGCUUCUUACUUUGAGACUCCAGGUGGCGCUCAGGUGACGGUGGCAGCCUCGUCCCCACCAGCGGUUCCCUCCCACGGCAUGGUGGGCAUCACCAUGGAUGUCUCAGGGACCCCCAUUGUGUCUGGCGCAGGAACCUACCUCAUCCACGGGGGCAUGGACAGCACAAGACACUCCCUGGCCCACACUGCCCGCUCGUCACCUGCCACGCUUGAAAUGGCGAUUGAGACUCUCCAAAAAAGUGAAGGCCUCGCCCCCCACAAAGGCGGCCUGCUCAACAGCCAUCUCCAGUGGCUUCUGGACAAUUACGAGACAGCAGAGGGUGUGAGCCUGCCCCGCAGCUCCCUGUACAACCACUACCUGCGCCACUGCCAGGAGCACAAGCUGGAGCCAGUCAAUGCUGCAUCCUUCGGCAAGCUCAUCCGCUCUGUAUUCAUGGGCCUGCGCACACGACGCUUGGGGACCAGGGGCAACUCAAAGUACCAUUACUAUGGGAUCCGCCUGAAGCCAGACUCACCACUGAAUCGACUGCAGGAAGACACACAGUACAUGGCCAUGAGGCAGCAGCCCACGCACCAGAAGCCUAGGUAUCGGCCAGCCCAGAAGUCAGACAGCCUCGGGGAUGGCAGUGCUCACAGCAACAUGCACAGCACACCCGAGCAAGCCAUGGCCGCCCAGGGCCAGCAUCACCAGCAGUACAUAGAUGUGUCCCACGUCUUCCCAGAGUUCCCAGCACCUGACCUAGGCAGCACGUUACUGCAGGAGAGUGUCACCCUUCAUGAUGUGAAGGCCCUGCAGCUGGUGUAUCGCAGGCACUGUGAGGCCACCUUAGAUGUCGUCAUGAACCUCCAGUUUCAGUACAUUGAGAAGCUGUGGUUGUCCUUCUGGAACUGCAAGGCCACCUCCAGUGAUGGCCGUGCCUCGCUGCCUGCCAGCGACGAGGAGCCUGAAGUCACCCUCCUCCCCAAGGACAAGCUCAUCUCUCUGUGUAAGUGUGAGCCCAUCCUGCAGUGGAUGCGCAGCUGCGAUCACAUCCUGUACCAGGCGCUGGUGGAGACCCUCAUCCCAGACGUGCUACGGCCCGUGCCCAGUUCCCUCACACAGGCCAUCAGGAACUUCGCCAAGAGCCUGGAGGGCUGGCUCAUCAAUGCCAUGAGUGGCUUCCCUCAGCAGGUCAUCCAGACCAAGGUGGGUGUUGUAAGUGCCUUUGCACAGACACUGCGGCGCUACACGUCCCUCAACCACCUGGCACAGGCAGCACGUGCCGUGCUACAGAAUACGUCACAGAUUAACCAGAUGCUGAGUGACCUCAACCGCGUGGACUUUGCCAAUGUGCAGGAGCAGGCCUCAUGGGUGUGCCAGUGUGAGGAGAGCCUGGUGCAGCGUUUGGAGCAUGACUUCAAGGUCACCCUGCAGCAGCAGAGCUCGCUGGACCAAUGGGCCAGCUGGCUGGACAAUGUGGUCACCCAGGUACUGAAGCAGCAUGCAGGCAGCCCCAGCUUCCCCAAGGCUGCACGGCAGUUCCUGCUCAAGUGGUCCUUCUACAGCUCCAUGGUAAUCCGGGACCUGACCCUGCGCAGCGCUGCCAGCUUUGGCUCCUUCCACCUCAUCCGCCUGUUGUAUGACGAGUACAUGUUCUACCUGGUGGAGCACCGUGUGGCCCAGGCCACCGGGGAGACACCCAUUGCUGUCAUGGGCGAGUUCAAUGACCUGGCGUCCCUGUCGCUGACCCUGCUGGACAAAGAGGACAUUGGGGACGGACACAGCAGUGAGGCAGAUGUGGAUGGCCGCAGCCUGGGCGAGCCCCUGGUGAAGCGGGAACGGAGUGACCCCAGCCACCCACUGCAGGGCAUCUAGCCCCUGGCCUAGGCGUCUUCCACAUGCUUCUGGAAGGCGUCACCUGGCCCUCUAGGGACCUGGGCUCUCAGCUGUUUCACACUAGUGCCUCUUCAAUGACAUGUUUACUGUGACCCAAGGUGGCCUGGGGUGCCCCACCCACAGGGUGCCAGAGGCUGUGGGAGCUAAGAUGGUCACUCACGCUGCCAUACUCUGCUAAAGUGCCCCUAAUCCUGGGAUGUCCCCCCACACCAAGGACACAGUGACCUGUGUGGACACCUCCCCUGCUGCGUGUGUGACUUCUGAGGCACAUCCCCAGAAAUGCCCCAGCCACCUUGGUGGCUUUUCCACUCAGCUGCUCCCAACAUAACCUCCAUUUCAAAGAAAACCCACUCUAGCACAGAGUGGGAGGAACCAUACUACUCUGAAGCCACUGAGUGGGGACUCUGUGGUCCCCUGUGCCGUGGUCUCCAUGCACUUCAUAGCUUCUUAUGGACAGGCAAGGCCUCCAGGCACAGGCCCUGGACCCCAGAUGCUAAUGGCAUCUCAUCUCAUCCUGGACAGGUCCAACCAAGCCCCCAAAAGAUAACAGACUCCAAGCAGGGCCAGUCAAACGUAGAUGCUUUCUGUCCAAUUCAUAGUUAACACCAAGAUAACGUGGGGGCAGGAGACUGGGUUGGGUUUCCCCAAGCAGCCACAUGGGUCAGCACCAUGGGCCUCCCAGAAGAACCCCAAAAGCUGUGUUUGUGGCAGUCCUGGGUCCCUGCAGUCUUCCAGACACCUCCCCCAAAACUAGCCAUGCUUGCUGCUGGCCUGUGGCCAACCCCUUCUCAACCCUAGACCAUGAGAUCUCUGUGGACAAAUGAACACCAAGGUCUAUCGGGCCCUGAGUUCUAGAGGCCCCAACACGUCACACCUUGCUGCUGUCACCACUUCAGAAUUCUGCCCUACACAAGCCCUGCCCUCGCACACCUAGGAAGCACCUAAUGAAAUACGAUAGUUUCUCUCUUUUUGGAAAAAAAAAAAUGUUCCCCCAAUAGUUUUGUGCUGUAAUUGUUCUUAGAAGGUUCUUGUGAAUGUGUCCAUCACAACAUA
Messenger RNA from Rattus norvegicus (Norway rat), 4258 nucleotides. It is a transcript of the gene Rfx2, whose product is annotated as regulatory factor X2. Gene Ontology annotation, biological process: regulation of DNA-templated transcription. Gene Ontology annotation, molecular function: DNA binding; DNA-binding transcription factor activity. The record is from RefSeq and is a predicted model, not a curated record. Gene Ontology annotation, cellular component: cytoplasm; nucleus. NCBI's taxonomy places the organism in Eukaryota, Metazoa, Chordata, Mammalia, Rodentia, Muridae.